UCUUGACCAUUUUUAUACAAAAGAAGGAAUUUAGACGUCAUGUUUAUUUCGGCCGUCAAAAUAUGAAAAAAAAAAAUCAAGUACUACCAUAAGCAUAGUAAGCUGUUGAAGUAGACAGAUACUAUUGUCAAAGAGAAUCUUUCACCACCAUCUAUUAUUAAAAGCUGGUUGAUAAUUGGAAUAUUCUAUCUAGAAAAGACUUUGUCUAUUCCAAGUGCUCGGUUUAGUUUUACGUCUGAUUACUGUUUAAGGGUCAUAUCAAUCAACUUUGAACUAACAGAUAGAUUUAGUAACCACUUUAGGAAAAAAUAAGUGACUGACUUUGAGAAAAUGAGGUACAUUGAAAAUUCACAAGGAAAAAAAUAAUUAGACUCUUUAUCUUUUUUCUUUUUUUCUUUAUUUUUAAUUUGCUACUAUGAGUUGUCACUACUGUCAUUCUGAUGAAACGAUACUUUCUUUACGACAAGAACUUGCUAUAAAAAAUCAUCAAUUACAAAGACUUGAAUUAGAUUUAUUGACAUUAAAUCAAAAAUAUGUGGCAGAAAUUGAAAGGGUUGGAAAUAUUCAACACGAAAAAGACCUGGUUGAACAUGAAUUAGAAGACUUUAGUCGAAACCUAUUCGAAGAAGCAAAUGCAAUGGUCUCUAUUGAAAAAAGAGCUCGUUGGCAAAUAGAAAACGAAUUGGCACAGACUCAAGAACAACUCUUGGCAGAACGAGAUCAGUUACAUGAAUUAAGAUUAAAAUUGACAACAAACGAUGCCGUCAAUAAUAGCCGAAUUAAGAUACCUCCACAUAAUAUCCGGGCUCAGAUGGAUUUAGAAGAAUUACAUGGACUGAAACGUGCAAGUGCUAAUCAUCUGUACAACUACAAUAAUAAUGAAAAGAAAAGUACUCUCUCGCUGCCACCACCUUCAAAACCUGUCAUAUGUAAACAAAUAACAACUAUCGAUGAGUUACAAUUAGAAUCAUUUCGUGAAUAUACCAAUGCUGCAAAAAACUCAGUAUCACCGAAAAAGUUGAAUCAAACAAACUUUAUGAAGCAUUGUUUAUCAGAAGACGUUGAACCUUGCUUAAGAUUCGGUCCUCAAUCAAGGCUGUCUAUAAAAAAAAUGAUCAAUUAUCUUUCAAGGCAACCAUGCUUUAUUGAAAACGCUACUCACUUACAGCAAAACCAGCCGCAUCAACAUCAGCAACAACAACAGAGGCCACUGUGGGAAAGAUUCUCGAAUACAACGAUCAACAUUGUUGUGUCCAAUUCAUGUUCUGCUUGUGGAAGUAACCAGCCAUUAAACUAUAGAUUCAAACUCGAUGAAAAUGAGAAUUGGCUACCUAUUGAUCAAUAUUGUCGUGAUCGCCUAGUGGCCGUUUGUGAAUUCUUUGUCUUUAUCCGAAAUAUUCAAUUAGGCUUGUAUUCUGAUAGGACAAUACAAGAUUUAUACACUGAAAAUAUUAGGCUUCGGCUACAAAUGUUUUAUUCUCGAAUGGGUGCCCUUCCUGUUGUGUUAAAUGAUUUAGGGUUAGAUCCCAAUCAAGUUGGUAAGGCAACCGAGCCGACAAGCACUGUAGACGAUGGUUCUGAUGGCUCUAUAUCUACUGGGCCGAAUACACCAGAGCAACACUUAUCUCCAAUAAGUUCAACAUGGGCAAUCGAGUUGUCUAGUAUUAAAUCAUAAUAUAUAUAUAUUUCUCUAUUAAAUUAAAAUAAAAAAAAAAGGUCUCCUUAAAGAUCCUCUCCUGCUUUUGUCAUUAUAGAGAAUGCUUUUGGAUCCUUUACCCAAUCAAUAUCACUCUCCAUUAUCAAACCCUAUAAUCAUA
Mucor mucedo is the source of this 1817-nucleotide messenger RNA. RefSeq lists its product as uncharacterized. NCBI's taxonomy places the organism in Eukaryota, Fungi, Mucoromycota, Mucoromycetes, Mucorales, Mucoraceae. Gene Ontology annotation, cellular component: cell tip; Golgi to plasma membrane transport vesicle. Gene Ontology annotation, biological process: exocytosis. Bases 416 to 1675 code for a protein of 419 amino acids. The record is from RefSeq and is a predicted model, not a curated record. Gene Ontology annotation, molecular function: guanyl-nucleotide exchange factor activity. The transcript is spliced from 3 exons.